Maniola jurtina (meadow brown) is the source of this 396-nucleotide messenger RNA. Its product is annotated as A-kinase anchor protein 14-like. The record is from RefSeq and is a predicted model, not a curated record. NCBI's taxonomy places the organism in Eukaryota, Metazoa, Arthropoda, Insecta, Lepidoptera, Nymphalidae. The transcript has 2 exons. Bases 1 to 396 code for a protein of 131 amino acids.
AUGCAGGGACUCGUUGUAUUCACCGCUCUCCUGGCCUGCGCCGCCGCCGCCCCUGGCCUGCUAGUGGCCCACCAACCCGUAGUGGCCGCAGUCCACUCUGCCCCAGUAGUCCACGCAGCAGUGCCAGUCGUGGCCUCCAAAACCACCAUCACCAAGAGCAGCCAGCUUGUCAACCACGGAUCCCCAGUUGUCCACUCCGUACAUACUCCCAUCGUAGCUGCUGUCCCAGUAGUUCACUCUGCCCCGAUAGUUCAUGCCGCCCCCAUCGUUCACGCCGCCCCAGUAGUUCACACCGCCCCAGUCGUCGUCAAGACUGUCCCAUCUGCGAUCGCGCACAGCAGCUCUCUAGUUCAUCACUCCCCCAUCAAAACCAUCCCCAUUGUUUCAGUCCAUUAG